AUGUCUCGCGCGUCGUCAAUCGCCUCGUGCGCAUGUCGCCGCUCUCCCCGCCCGCCUCGCCCAACUGCCGCGAGCUCGCCCGCAUCCCCCCCAUCGCCCGCAGACUCCAUAUGCGUCGUUGCAGACUCUCCUGCCGCAAGCAACGACGAGGGCAUCGUCAACACUCCUACAGUGUUCACCCGCCGCGUGACACAGACCCUGGACGCGCUCGACCUUCCCCUGCUCUCGCCGCCGGAACUCCUCUGUCUUGCCUCUGCGCGCUCUGCGGGCACUUAUACCGCCACAAAGGACGUUUUGCUCGCCCUCCUCUGCCGCAGCUUCCGGCAUGCGUUGCGACUGACGCAGUACCCUUCAGGAGGACAUCCUCUAGCCGCUCCUGUCACCCAUGCUGACCCCCCACGGGUUCCGCCACGAGCGCUCCGCAACCUCGACGACGCUACGAGCGGCACGUACGCCUUCCAGCUCGUCCUCAAGUUUGCCUCUAAUUGGAACGCGAUCACCGGCUCCGGCAGCACGCGCUUCAAGCGUGACUUCAACCGCGCCAUGUUCUGUGAGCAGCCGCACGUUGCUCGCCAGCUUGAUGGCAAAAAUGCUGCUACCCGCGAUGCCCUCCUCGCCGGCCCCCUCAAGGUGGAACUCAAGCAGUUCAUUCGCCGCCUCCAGGACGUCAUCACCGCCCGCAACCGCCUCCUGGAGAUGUACAACCACUUUGGUGCCGUUGUCGUCGUCGACCUUGUCUGGGAUGUCGACCUCAUCCGCGGCUCCCCCGAAUUCCCGCGCGUCUUUCGCGCGGUCGCCAAGAGCCUCCGACUGCCCCACCGUCUCCCGGCCCUCCACGGGUCCGCUCGCCACGUCGUCCUUGCCAUACUGACCGUCCUCGGUGACCGCCACGACGUGCUCUAUGCCGACGCCUUUUUCGACGCGAACCAUCCCAGCCGUGUGCCCUGUGUCUAG
Molecule: messenger RNA, 954 nt
Organism: Fibroporia radiculosa
Lineage: Eukaryota; Fungi; Basidiomycota; Agaricomycetes; Polyporales; Fibroporiaceae
Exons: 3
Coding region: 1-954 (317 amino acids)
Source: RefSeq, a predicted model, not a curated record